AUGCAGAGUCACCUAAACCAGGUCAUCGUCGGGUUGCUCGUUUUUCUAUUCACCUUAUGCAUCGCGUCAACAAUCGUGUACGAGGCAGGUGAUGGGACCAUCUCCGAGCACACUGGCGACAACGACCACCCCUUCAUCAUGUUCUUCAAGUUCACCAUCAUUUUCUACCACAUAGUGCCGCUCAGCCUGUACGUGGUGUACGAGAUGCUGAAGCUGUUCCUCGGCUACCUCCUGGCGUCCGAUAAGCAGAUGAUCGACCCCGACACCGGCGAGGGCGCGGUCCCGCGGACCGCGGACCUCAUGGAGGAGAUGGGGCAGAUCAGCUUCAUAUUCUCCGACAAGACCGGCACCCUGACCCGCAAUGAAAUGGUCUUCGCGCAAUGCGACAUCAACGGCCUCAACAUGGGCGAGUUCCGGGGCGACUCCGCGGAGGGGCUUGAGAGGGUGAGGCGCGUGAUCGACACAGGUCUGGUGGAGGGGUCGCCGCGCACCCAGAUGCAGAAGAAGCUGACGGGCAUGGGGAGCGAGGCCAGUGCAGGUGUAGACAUUGACGAAGCGGCCGAGAUGGUCAGUCGGGGACCAGGAGCUGAAGAACAGACUUUCACCAACGUGGUGGACUUCUUCACCUGUCUCGCGGUCUGCCACAGCGUCGUGAAGCAGCGGGUGAAUCCCAAACCGGCCGCGGAGCCCGCCAGCACGGGAGAGGCUCCCGCGGCGGAUUGUCUCGGACCCACUGAGCAAUAUUCUGGGGCAUCGCCAGACGAGGUGGCGCUGGUGUACGCGGCCGCCAAGGUGGGGAUCGUGUUCAAGGGGCGCAAGCGCAAGUACGCGGGCUCCUCGUCCGAGCUGGUCGUGCACGGGCCGGGAGACAGGCAGCGCACCUUCGUGCAGCUCUUCGAGUUGCCCUUCAGCUCGGACCGCAAGCGUAGCUCUGUGAUCGUAAGGCACAGGAGCGACAUCUGGUGCAUCACGAAAGGGGCGGACACGGUCAUGGAGCCGCUGUUGCGGGAUCCGCUCUCCGCCGGCAGCCAGAGGAACCUGACCGCCUACGCCUCGAAGGGCCUCCGCACGCUCAUCGUCGCGAUGAAAAAGGUGAGUGAGGAGGAGUUUGCCGAGUGGAGCAGGGACUACAUCGCGGCCCGGGAGGUUAUCGAUACCACCAAGGAGAGUCCGGCAUGGCAGAGGUGGCCGCGAGGAUGGAGCAGGGCAUGA
Messenger RNA from Prorocentrum cordatum, 1212 nucleotides. The record is from the annotation of a GenBank genome assembly. NCBI's taxonomy places the organism in Eukaryota, Dinophyceae, Prorocentrales, Prorocentraceae.